Molecule: messenger RNA, 1004 nt
Organism: Lathyrus oleraceus (garden pea)
Lineage: Eukaryota; Viridiplantae; Streptophyta; Magnoliopsida; Fabales; Fabaceae
Product: protein DEEPER ROOTING 1
Exons: 5
Coding region: 82-792 (236 amino acids)
Biological process (GO): gravitropism; regulation of growth
Source: RefSeq, a predicted model, not a curated record
GCUCUGUGCAUGCACAUUCUAAUAACUUUCCUUUUCUUCUACCUUGCUAAAUAAUCCUCCAAAACCACUUCACAAAAAAAUAUGAAGAUUUUUAAAUGGAUGCAAAAUAGGUUUAGUGGCACAAAUGAGAAAAUGAAACCAAACUCAAUUUCCACUACCCAUUAUAUGUUGAGUGAGUCUUAUAGACAAGACUUGAUCAAUGAUUGGGAUGAGGCACUAGUACUUGCAAUUGGAACAUUUGGGAAUAUUAAUAACAAUUUGAAAGAAGAUUAUAAUAAAAAUAUUGAUGAAGAAGAUUCAUAUAAUUCCUUUAAAGAUUGUUCAAAGGAGUUAUGUUUUGGAGAAGAUGAAAAUUUUGAGAAUGAAGUGAAAAUAAAUUUGGAAGAGAACAAUUUAUAUACAAGCAACAAUUUAAUAUACAAUAGAGGAUCAAGGGAUUGUUUGGAUAAAAGUAAGAAUGACGUUUCAAAAAAAUCACUUUCUUUUCUUCUUAAGAAGAUGUUUGUUUGUGGAAAUGGAUUGCCAUCUACUAUUCCUUUGUGCAAAGAUCAUCUCUCAUCAGAGUCUAGAAUGGAGAAGAUUUUGAAGGCAAUACUUCACAAAAAGAUUCAUCCACAUGAUUCAUGUUCAACCAUGGUUGUAAAAAAGUAUAUUAAGAAUAAUUCAAUUUCAGAAUCUGACAAUGACUCUGAUGAGAACGAAGAAGAUGAAAAGUUUAAUCCUAAUAAUAUUGUAGAGAAAAGAUGCAAAUGGAUUAACACAGAUUCCGAAUAUAUUGUUCUUGAGAUAUAAAUGACUUCUUCUGAUGUACUACAUAUUGAUAUUGAUAUUGAUAUAAUAGCAAAAUAGCAAGGAUUAUUCUGGAAAAUGUUUGUAUUUUAAAAUACAUUUUCUAACACAUGAAUGUUAGAAAUUGCAUUCCAGUUACUUACAGAAAAUAUAUGCAUCUUAAUGUCUGUAUAUAUGUAAAAUUAAGGUGAUAAUUAUAACAAGUUUUUUUUUCU